Molecule: messenger RNA, 750 nt
Organism: Penicillium coprophilum
Lineage: Eukaryota; Fungi; Ascomycota; Eurotiomycetes; Eurotiales; Aspergillaceae
Exons: 1
Coding region: 1-750 (249 amino acids)
Biological process (GO): N-terminal protein amino acid methylation
Cellular component (GO): cytoplasm
Molecular function (GO): N-terminal protein N-methyltransferase activity
Source: RefSeq, a predicted model, not a curated record
AUGUCCCAAAAUCUACCUCCCUUAGUCAACGGACUACCACCCAGUGAAAACAUCACUGCGGACUCCAAAAUUGAUCAUGACGCGUCGAUAAAUUAUUGGAACAACGUUCCUGCGACGCCGGGCGGUAUGCUAGCUAUGCUAGGCAACUUCUCUUGGUAUACUCGCAUCGAACUGCGAGGGUCCAAAAUCUUCUUAGCCAAAGUCCGACGAUUAAUUCCUACGCUGUCCGAUCACCAAAAAUUCGGUCUAGGUGUCGACUGCGGCGCGGGCGUCGGUCGCGUGACGGAGGGUUUCCUCAGCGAUGUCUGUGAGGUGGUGGAUAUUGUCGAGCCGGUAGAAAAGUUCACUCAGGCUCUCAAGGAAGGGGAACUAGGACAGCGGGGUGUGGUUGGGGACAUAUAUAACGUUGGCCUUCAGGAUUGGAGCCCGCGUAAAAACUACGAUUUGAUCUGGACUCAGUGGUGCGUGGGGCAUCUCACAGAUGCACAGCUGGUUGCAUACGUUGCAAGGUGUCGUGAGAGUUUGAACAACUCCGGAAUCAUGGUUGUGAAGGAGAAUCUCUCCACUGAUCCCUUCGGGAAUGACAUGUAUGACAAGUUGGACAGCAGUGUCACAAGGACGGAUUCGAAGUUUAAAGAGAUCUUCAAAGCGGCUGGCAUGGACGUGGUCAAGUCGGAGAUUCAAACUGGAUUUCCAAAGCAAUAUAAGCUCUUGCCAGUCAAAAUGUACGCGCUACGACCAACAAAUUGA